Messenger RNA from Manduca sexta (tobacco hornworm), 2035 nucleotides. Its product is annotated as peroxidase. Gene Ontology annotation, molecular function: heme binding; peroxidase activity. The record is from RefSeq and is a predicted model, not a curated record. The transcript has 12 exons. Bases 99 to 1967 code for a protein of 622 amino acids. Gene Ontology annotation, biological process: response to oxidative stress. Lineage: Eukaryota; Metazoa; Arthropoda; Insecta; Lepidoptera; Sphingidae.
AUUAUUUUGCUUUCUUCACUACCGGUUAAAUAGAGAACUUUUUGAGUGCAACACCAGAAACUCUUUAACAGCCAAGCGGGUUGGGUUAAAUCCGCAAUAUGUUGGCACAAGUUUUCCUCGCCGUUUUACUGGCGAAGGCCAGCGUGGGAAUACGUUAUGAUUCCUUCAGUGGAGAGAAGGCAAGCGAUGAGCUUCUAGAGAAGUAUCGCAGCCAAAAUAUUAUUGCGAACUGCACCACAGACGUCGUUUUGCCAUGCGAUGAAAAUGAACCCAGACGUUUGGACGGAACAUGCAACAACCCCAACUAUCCCUCCGCUGGUGGUUACCUCACUCCUCUUCUACGCUCCUUGUCGCCUAUCUUUGGCAAAAAUCAAGAGCCAAGAGACUCCGCAAGCGGAGAACCCUUACCUCUUGAGAGAAAAGUGCGCAAGCGCAUGCUGUUCGAGGGAAAAGCUUCGGAUCCCGAGUACACUCAACUCCUCACAUAUACGGCUGCCUUCACCUUUGCGGAUACUGGAUCAGUUCACGAUACGAUGAACUUCUUGACGGAGACCACGCAUUGCUGCACAGCCGAAGGAAAGAACCACCCCAUGUGUGCGCCCAUUGAGAUUCCCAAUGAUGACGAUACUCUCAGAUACUCUGGAAUAAGAUGCUUGAAUUUGACUAGACCUAAAACAUUCCAGACUAGCAAAUGUGCGGCUGCUAACACUGAGCAGUCUAGGAUUGAAUCUAAUACUGCCUCAUACGACUUGUCGUUUGUAUACGGAAGCAAUAUCCCCAUCCCAGAUUACAGAAUGAAUGAAAGGGGUAUGAUUAAGUAUGAAGAAGAAGAUGGGUCAAUGUGGCCGUCAAGUGAAGGUCCCCAUAACGUUACAUCCUGUAUGGCUAAUGUGGUGGAGAACGGAGAAAAAAGAUGUUUCGGAGUUGUACAAGGAUCUAUUCUCCCUGUUACCUUGGCGAUCGUAUGGUUCUACAGGCUGCACAACAUCAUCGCGGCUGAGUUAGCCGAAAUCAACCCACACUGGAGCGACGAUAAACUAUUCUACACAGCAAGAGACAUUUGCAUUGCUAUUAAUAACCAGAUGAACUAUUAUGAAGUGAUGCCUGAAUUAAUGGGCAAAGAUCUUAUCGAGAAAUAUAAGCUUCAUGCAAAACAUGGAGGCUUCAGAGACAUAUACGACCCCAAAAAGAAGCCUCAAGCUUCCUUCGACUUUAUAUACGGAAUGAGAUGGUUCCACAUCGCGCAAGAAGGAACUGUAAAAUUAUACGACGAAGAAAAUAAUUAUUUGAGCUCAGACCGCGCAACAAACAUGUCACUGAGAGUUGGAUUCUUCUCUAAGGAUAAUAAAUUCUCUCAGAUAACAAGAGGAGCAGUUCUCCAACCCGCUGGUGGACGUGAUAGAGCUGUUGACCCUGAUAUUUCAGGUCUUGGUUUAGGAGGAAUGCAACACAGCACUGAUCUCACCACAGCCGACUUGCGUAAAGGCAGACUGUUUGGUUUACAACCGUACGUCAAUUAUUUGGAAUACUGCGGUUCCAAAAAACCCACAAGUUGGAAAGAAUUAGCGCAACACCUCGGCUGGGAGUACGUUGAACAAUUGAGAGAAAUAUACAACGAUAUUAAUGACGUCGAUUUGUUAGUUGGAUUGUGGGGAGAAAAGGGUGGAAAGCAAGGAUUUGUACCCCCCACUCUCGGUUGUUUACUAGGAGAACAGAUGUAUAACGAGAUUGUUACCGACAGGCAUUGGUACGAACGUCCCAACAGACCAUACGCUUUUACUGAAGCUCAAUUGAAGGAAAUCAGAAAAGCAAACUACGCUGCUUUCCUUUGCACAGUAGAACCUAAAAUAAAAACUAUGACACGUCAUCCUCUAAGAAGAGUCAGCGCUUUGAACCCUUUGGUCAGCUGCAGUGACAUUGGAAAAUGGGACCUUCGCGCCUGGCAAGAAUUUGAACAAGAUUGUUGAAUGAUGUGUUAUUUUGAAUCGUUGUAAUUUUAUUAAUAUGUUACAAUAAACGAUUUUUAUUAACAUUG